This is a messenger RNA of Gossypium raimondii (Peruvian cotton), 714 nucleotides long. RefSeq lists its product as uncharacterized. The transcript is spliced from 3 exons. The record is from RefSeq and is a predicted model, not a curated record. The coding region runs from base 1 to 714 and encodes 237 amino acids. NCBI's taxonomy places the organism in Eukaryota, Viridiplantae, Streptophyta, Magnoliopsida, Malvales, Malvaceae.
AUGCAGGAGGGUAAAGUAGUUCCUUAUUCGUCUCGUCAGCUUAAGCCUUACAAGGCGAAUUACCCUACUCAUGACUUGGAGUUAGCUGCUGUGGUAUUCACACUGAAAAUUUGGAGGCACUAUCUCUACGGUGAGAAGUGUAGAAUCUACAUAGAUUACAAGAGUCUUAAGUACCUCAUCACUCAGAAGGAGUUGAAUCUUAGGCAGCGAAGAUGGAUAGAGUUGCUUAAGGAUUAUGAUUGCUCGAUUGAAUACCAUUCUGGUAAGACUAACGUGGUAGCUGACGCACUGAGCCGUAGGGUUGUAUCUGAUUUGAGAGCAAUGUUUGCUCAUCUCAGUGUGUUUGAUGAUGGUAGCUUGUUGGCUGAGUUGCAAGUUGAGAGUGGGGAAACUUCAGAUUUUGGGUUGAAUAAUAAAGGAGUACUGUGCUUCCGUCGGAGAGUCUGUGUACUGAGGGAUACUGAUUUGAGGCAGUCUAUACUGCGAGAGGCGUAUAGUAGUUAUUGCGCUAUGCAUCUCGACGAGAAUAAAAUGUACCGAGAUCUUCAUGAGUUAUACUGGUGUCCAGGACUGAAACGUAAAGUAACGGAUUUUGUGUUCCGUACUGAUUACUCUUUGCAGAAGUUGGCUAAACUGUAUGUGGCUAAGAUUGUAAGACUGCAUAGGGUACCGGUUUCCAUUAUAUCAGAUAGAGAUCCUCGCUUCACGUCUUGA